GUCGCGGUGCCCCUGCCGCCUCCUGCUCGGAUGCGAGGCGCGGGCGGCGCAACUCUCUGUUAGUUAGUGUCGAUGAUCAAGGCAUGGGGCUCCAAGGUAGCCUCCGCUCGCACCGACUCUAGGGACUGAAGUGAAGGGUUGCGGACACCGGCGCAUGGCCGGUGGUGCGUUUCGGUGCUAGCACUCCAACGACCACCACGUCAACCGCGAGGGGAGGAGGUGGUGAGGCGGAGAGAGACUAGAACAGCAUGGCCAGGCAGCAGCCACGCCGCUCGCCAGAGCGAGUGGCUGUGUGGCUGCUGUUGGGGUUGGGGCUGUGUUUGAGCGUGGGGGUGCUGGGGGCCCCGUCGCAGUGCCCCUCCUACAACGAGAUCAGCCCCUGCAUCUGCAACGUCAAGAAGAAUGGUCUCGACCUGCUGUGCGAGUUCACCGACCUCAGCCACAUCUCCAAGUCCAUGGGCGUGCUGAAGGGCCGCCAAGUCGUCCUCUACUACCUCAAGCUGCGACACAACAACCUGCCCAAGCUGCAGGGAUUCGUAUUUCUCGGGCUGGACAUACGACACCUAACGAUCCACAACAGCACCCUGGCCGUGGUGGAGGAGACGGCGCUGAGCUCGGUGGGCAAAGGCCUGACCCAACUGGACUUUUCGCAGAACUCUCUGCAGCAGGUGCCGACGGCCGCCUUGAAACUGCUGCACAAACUGCUGAUCCUCAACGUGAACCACAACAGGGUGGGUUCGCUGCACGCAAAAGCCUUUGAGGGGUUGGACGCCCUCGAGAUUCUCACCCUCUACGAGAACAGGAUCAGCAACAUUGACGCGGACGCGUUCAAGGGCUUGGAAAAGAAACUGCGCCGAUUGAAUUUGGGAGGCAACGACUUGAACUCGGUGCCCACAGCGGCGCUUUCCAUUCUGGAGAAUUUGCAUAAGCUGGAGCUGCCCGAGAAUAAAAUCACCGAGAUUAAUGAGGGCGACUUCGAAGGUCUUGGUAACCUCGACUCGCUUGUCUUGGCACACAACCACUUGAGGGUAAUCCCAGCCCGAGCAUUUGCCUCCCUUGUCAAGUUGAAUUCCCUCGAGUUGGAUGGAAACGGCAUCAGUCGGCUCGAUGCCGACGCCUUCAUGGGACUCGAAGAGAAUUUGCAGUACCUGCGUCUGGGCGACAACAACAUGCACGAAAUUCCGAGUGAUGCGCUCAGGUCGCUGCACAGACUCAGACACCUGGACCUGCGGUCUAACAACAUCACCGUGGUGGCGGAAGACGCCUUUGUUGGAUUCGGGGACUCCAUCACUUUCCUCAACUUGCAGAAGAACGACAUUAAAACUUUGCCGGCGCUGACUUUUGAGAACUUGAAUUCCCUGGAGCAACUCAACUUGCAACAUAACAAGAUGGAUCGCUUGUCGGAAGAAGUGAUGGAGCCAAUCAUGGACACGCUGAGAAAUUUGGACGUCUCUGACAACCCCUUGGAAUGCACGUGCGAGCUGACGUGGUACAUGGACUGGCUGAGAAGACUCCGCGGCAAGGACGACGAGAUCAUGCAGAAGAAGAAGACCAUGUGCAUCCUGACUCGCGAGCGCCACGAGUACAAUUUGAAAAACCUGCCGCUCGACCGCAUGAAUUGUGUGGGCAAAAAUCUGGAGCGUCUCUCGUCCGGCUCCGAUUCUCUGGGGGCGUUGGCCACCCUCACUUGGGCGGCCACCAUGACCUGUCCCUUAGUUUUCUGAACCAGCUCUCACUAUACAUGUACACACGCUAACCGCAAAACAAAAAACCAAAUCUCUACAAACAUAUCACUGAAAAGACCUUAAUCGCAUAUCAGAAAACUAAAAUACAUAUCAAUGUGUAUGUGGAACGUUUUUUCUCACACACGUCGCAUUUUGGAUGUCUUUUUGAAACAUAUCACUUUCGUCUCGCCCGAGACGACGCUGUUGAACCAAACACGAAAUUAAACUUAAGGAUACAUUUAAUAGAGCAACGUGUAUUGUAAGUUACCAUUGUUCCAUGGCAGAGGAUUUUCUUAUCAUUUUAAAUAAAUUAAAUAUCCAUAAUUUAAUAAUCUAUUUAAGUUCGGCCAGGGCCGAUUUGGCGUGAAUAGGAUUUCAAAAGGUUGGAACACCACUCAAAAGACUUUGAAGUUGCGCGGAAUUGACGAUUGAAAUUUAAUUUAAUUAUCAUUGCCACAAAAGUAAGUUAGUCAUUAUGAUAUAGAAAUAAUUACAAAUAUAGUUUUCGGUGUAGUUUUCAGUGUAGAAAUAAUUGUAGACGUGUGUAGGAAUAGGUGGUAGUUAGUUUGAGUGUAGUUGUUAGUGUGUCUAGCGUUUUGGUGCCGAGGGUUUCUUGACCCUCAAACCAUCGACCACAAUGAAAUACAUAUCCACUGUAAAACUGAUCAAAGCUCGCCUCCUCCGGCCGGUGAAAUCGCGCACCCCGUUUCCACGAGGGUUGAUUUCCUUCCACCUGUCGCGCGCCAAAGUCAGACAAUGGUCGGCCCUUGCGGACGCCAAACGCGCGAUUUCGUCUCAAUGGAGGGAGGAAAAGCACCACAAUUCACUAAUUUGACAUUGAUGCAUAUCCUUUGUGUGAAUAUACGUGUUUAUAUUUACAUUAUACAAUACUCUAUACACGGGAAGUAAUAAUUUUAAGAGCUGCGUACCAUGCGUCUUGAUAUUACACACACAUACUAUGGAAUUAAUCGUGUAUUUUACUUGAGCAAUCAAGAAUUUAUAUCUGUUGUGCGCUUAAAACGAAAUAAAGGUAAUUGUAAAGACUAA
This is a messenger RNA of Neocloeon triangulifer, 2771 nucleotides long. RefSeq names its product protein slit. The record is from RefSeq and is a predicted model, not a curated record. NCBI's taxonomy places the organism in Eukaryota, Metazoa, Arthropoda, Insecta, Ephemeroptera, Baetidae. Gene Ontology annotation, molecular function: protein binding. The transcript is spliced from 9 exons. The coding region runs from base 249 to 1724 and encodes 491 amino acids.